GUCUCCCUGGUAUACACCUCCAAUGGCAAUUGGUACCACACCUGCGGAGGGUCCCUGGUAACCAACAACUGGGUCCUGACGGCUGCCCACUGCAUCAGCGACUCCAGGACCUACCGCGUGGCGCUGGGACGGCACAACCUCUACACUGCAGAGUCCGGCUCGCUGACCGUCAGUGUCUCUAAGACUGUGGUGCAUCCGGACUGGGACUCCAGCGAUGCCUCCAAAGGGUAUGACAUUGCCCUGCUCAAACUGGCUAACCCCGUCUCUCUCACCGACAAGAUCCAGCUGGCCUGCCUCCCUCCUGCCGGCGCCAUUCUACCCAACAAGUCCCCCAGCUACGUCACGGGCUGGGGAUAUCUGCAUACCAACAGGGCUGUCCCUGAUGACCUGCAGCAGGGCCAGUUGCUGGUUGUGGACUAUGCCACCUGCUCCAGCUCCCGCUCUUGGGGCAGCACCGUGAAGACCAAUAUGAUCUGCGCUGGGGGUGAUGGCGUGAUAUGUACCUGCAACGGAGACUCCGGCGGGCCGCUGAACUGUCAGGCAGCUGACGGCCGGUGGGAGGUGCAUGGCAUCGGCAGCCUCACGUCCGUCCUUGGCUGCAACUACUACUACAUGCCCUCCAUCUUCACACGGGUCUCCAACUAUAAUGACUGGAUCAAUUCGGUGAUUGCAAAUAACUAACCAAAAGAAGUCCCCGGGACGGUUUCAGACUUGGAAAGGUCACAGAAGGAAAAUAAUAUUAUAUAAAGUGACAACUAUAUAAAUCACA
This is a messenger RNA of Mandrillus leucophaeus (drill), 769 nucleotides long. RefSeq names its product chymotrypsin-like elastase family, member 2B (gene CELA2B). Lineage: Eukaryota; Metazoa; Chordata; Mammalia; Primates; Cercopithecidae. The record is from RefSeq and is a predicted model, not a curated record. Gene Ontology annotation, biological process: proteolysis. Gene Ontology annotation, molecular function: serine-type endopeptidase activity. The transcript has 6 exons. The annotation marks the transcript as partial.